This is a messenger RNA of Corythoichthys intestinalis (scribbled pipefish), 2955 nucleotides long. Its product is annotated as protein phosphatase 3 catalytic subunit alpha-like. Lineage: Eukaryota; Metazoa; Chordata; Actinopteri; Syngnathiformes; Syngnathidae. The record is from RefSeq and is a predicted model, not a curated record. Gene Ontology annotation, cellular component: cytoplasm; calcineurin complex. The transcript has 14 exons. Gene Ontology annotation, molecular function: calmodulin-dependent protein phosphatase activity; calmodulin binding. Bases 458 to 1930 code for a protein of 490 amino acids. Gene Ontology annotation, biological process: calcineurin-mediated signaling.
CACGACGAAGCGCUAUCAUCAUAGCUGCUUUUGUCAGAUUGUUUUGUAGUUCAAAGAUCGACGUCCUCGGUAUUUAAAAUGUGAUUUUAUUUAUUCUUUAAAUGGAACAAAGGAACUUUGGUCAGUUCAACCGGGCGAGAAAUUGAAAGUCGCUUGGACCCGCGUGAUUGCGCAUGCGCUGGCACCGCGUCCCACUUCCACCUCCCUUCCUUCCUCCUUUUUCUGCGCUCGCCGUGUACGUUAACCACCACCACCGCCACCGUCACUAGGAAGUCAAAGACCCCCGCCCUUGCCGCUGUCCUCUCUGGACUCUAGCCGACCUGCAGCCCGGAUCGGCGGCGUCAAAGUGCAGCGAGACGCGCGGAAGAACGGCUAGCUAGCUAGCCAGGGCUAGCCCGGGCGGGCGAGCGCGAGCGGGCGUCCGCUCCCGCGUCGUCUCGAUUGGUUCGGUGACAAAAUGUCCGCUAAAGAGCACAAAGUGUCCACCACGGAACGGCCCGUCAAAGGGGUGCCGUACCCCCCGGGGGCUCGACUGGGUGUGUCGGAGGUGUAUGACGCAGACGGGCGUCCCCGCGUGGACGUGCUGAAGGCACACCUGCUGAAGGAGGGCCGUCUGCAAGAAGAGGCAGCCUUGCGCAUCAUCAAUGAGGGCGCCGCCAUCUUGCGCGAGGAGAAGUGCAUGCUGGAUGUGGAUGCGCCCGUCACAGUGUGCGGUGAUGUGCACGGUCAGUUCUUUGACCUGAUGAAGCUGUUCGAGGUGGGGGGCUCCCCCGCCAGCACCCGCUACCUGUUCUUGGGUGACUACGUGGACAGGGGCUACUUCAGCAUCGAGUGCGUCCUCUACCUGUGGGCUCUGAAGAUAAACCGUCCGGAUGGCAUCUUCCUGCUCAGGGGGAACCACGAGUGUCGCCACCUGACUGAGUACUUCACCUUUAAACACGAGUGCAAGAUCAAGUACUCCGACGCGGUGUACGAGGCGUGCAUGUCAGCGUUCGACUGCCUCCCUCUGGCGGCGCUGCUCAACCGACAGUUUUUGUGCGUCCACGGCGGCCUGAGUCCCGAGAUCAGCAGCCUGGACGACAUCCGCAAGUUGGAGCGCUUCAAGGAGCCCCCGGCUUUUGGGCCCAUGUGCGACUUGCUGUGGUCGGACCCCGGCGAGGACUAUGGCUCUGAGAAGACCCAAGACCACUUUGGCCACAACGGUGUGAGGGGCUGCUCCUACUUUUACAGUUACGCCGCCGUCUGUGACUUCUUGAUGAACAACAAUCUGCUGUCCAUCAUCCGGGCGCACGAGGCUCAGGACGCGGGGUACCGCAUGUACAGGAAGAGCCAGGCCACCGGCUUCCCGUCGCUCAUCACCAUCUUCUCCGCUCCAAACUACUUGGAUGUCUACAACAACAAAGCGGCAGUGUUAAAGUACGAAAACAACGUGAUGAACAUCCGUCAGUUCAACUGUUCCCCGCAUCCGUACUGGCUGCCCAACUUUAUGGACGUCUUCACGUGGUCGCUCCCCUUCGUGGGAGAGAAAGUUACAGAGAUGCUGGUCAACGUGUUGAACAUCUGCUCUGACGACGAGCUCAUGACGGACGCCGACGACGUGGGAGAAGGCGGUGUCCCCGCUGUGCGCAAGGAAGUGAUUCGGAACAAGAUCCGCGCCAUCGGGAAGAUGGCCAGAGUGUUCUCCGUGCUCAGAGAGGAGAACGAGAGCGUGCUGCAGCUCAAAGGGUUGACACCUUCCGGGACUCUGCCACUCGGAGCGCUGUCGGGAGGACGCCGUACGCUGAUAAGCGCAACGGAGGAGGCGGAGGAAGCUCGAGGUGGCGGCGACUUCAAGCCGCCGCGCAGGAUCCAAAGUUUCGAGGAGGCACGAGGCCUGGACCGCAUCAACGAGAGGAUGCCGCCCAGACGGGAUGGCCCCGCCCACGCCUAGCCCGGCCCCACCCUUCCCCCAAUAAAGCAAGGGAAAACACGUGAGCUUGGCUUUGCCUUUUAUUGACACGCGUCACAGCUUGGACACGCGCGCCAUCAUCUUCUCCAGCUUGAUAGCUGCCGUCAUGUCGCCUUUGAUGCGUAGCUUCCCCGACAUGAAGGCCAGCGUCGGCUUUAGCUUACCUGCGUAAAACGAAAAUGUUGCUUGUUAGCACGGCGUGGGUUUUAGCCUACCUGCGCGACGCGCUAACCAACGUCCGAUCCAAGAGGGCGAAGGAACGUGCGCGCUCACCGGCAAACAUUUUGCCAAAGACUUCAGAGUCCAUGGUCAUGACCACAUCGGGUGGGUCUCGAGGCUCGCCUCGCCCCACGCCACCCGAGCCGCUCUUUAAGUCCAGGAACCACACGCCGGUGUGCUCUCCUGCAGAAACCAAAACCAGGGUCAGGCACCUCGCCGUUCCCGUCCCGGAAGGCGACUCACCUGAGAGGUCGAAGCGGUAGAGCGCUUGAGUGGACUUGACCAAGUCCUCGCUGAGAAGGCCUCGGAUCACUUCGAAGGUGCUUUCCACGGGGCUGCCCGGAGAGGGCGGGGCCGACGACGCGGAUGGCUUAAAGGCGGGCGUGGCUCCUGCCCACCCAGGGGAGGAAAAAAUAAAUGAACCACAAUGCAUCCAUAUAUAUUGCCUUCAUCUUCGAUAUCACGACUUUAAUUUCGUCACAUUUCGCAUCAUUUUUCCUCAUAAAAUUGUCAAAUUUUUAAAAAUAACAUGACUUUAAACUGAUGACUAUUCUCGUUUGGCCCCAAUAUCAUAGUGACGUUAUUUCUCAUAAAAGUUUGCAUGAUGGCAAUGGAGGAAGGAAAUGAACCAAAGGUGCUUCAGAUAGCAGAAUGUGCAGUCAUUUUUUCUUUUGGAGUUCCCUAAAAUUUUUAAGUAACAGUAAAAGAUGUCAUACAACACAUGGUGAUGAUUGGUCACCUAUGGCAUGCGGGCAUGUAGUCAUAUAUAAACCAAACUACUAACAAUC